CUAUCACUCGCAUAGUGGAUUCACAAAGAUUGCAACCAUCAUGAAUCUUUCCUUGGCUUACAAACAACGAAAACCAAAGGGUUACUGGGACAAUCUCGAAAAUCUGCAGCACGAGAUAAGUAGAUUUCAAAGGAGUUGGGGAAUGGAUCCUUCAUUUAUGCCAAGCAAAAAGUCAUUUGAACGUGCAGGUCGGUACGAUAUUGCUCGUGCACUAGAAAAAUGGGGUGGACUUCACGAGGUUUCUCGGCUUCUGUCCCUGAAGGUGAGACAACAUCGAAGCCGACAGGAUGACACCCUUGUUGAGAAGGGUAAGAGAGUUGAUAAUGUAGAUGAUGGUGAUUUGGAAACACCAUCUAAACCAUGUAUAUACCAAGAUACACAUAAGUGGCUUACAAAACUAAGACAGUUGGACAUAAAUUGGUUUGAAUAACA
Molecule: messenger RNA, 432 nt
Organism: Arachis ipaensis
Lineage: Eukaryota; Viridiplantae; Streptophyta; Magnoliopsida; Fabales; Fabaceae
Source: RefSeq, a predicted model, not a curated record